UUUGGGAUCUGCUGGGACUCUCGGGGUAGGCAGCCUAAUGAGGAGCCAAGCGAGGUGCGAGGCGCAUAAUCAGACUCUGGUCAAGAUUGAGCAAGUAGGCCUCGGAGGCCUACACGCAGGAGUGGUCGUCAUCUCUGCUCGAAGCGUUUGGGGUCGUGCUGCGCCUGCCUCGGCAUUGUACCAGACGUGUGAGUAAAAAAUGCCCCUUGUUGCUUCGCACAUCGACGUGCAAUUCAAGCUCAUCAUUUCAUCUCACAUCUCGUCGUCUCCAUUAGCUCGUCGGGUCACUUUUGCAGACGAUAACGUACUCUGUCAAAUAGACCCGUUGUCGUGCCGAAUUGACUUUGCUCACGAUGAACAAGAUUGCGCUUGGCAGCAGCUCAACAGCAUCCUCGAGCCUGGCAGCCCAGUGGCAGGACUGGAGUUCGUCGGUGCUUGCCUCUUUGUGAGCGGCGUGAAGGUUCACGAGGGGGACUGCCUGCUGCUCUCCCGCGACAAGAACGCUGCCUCUGUCUUGCUGGACGUUGUACAAGUGCAGAAGAUCGAGGAGACCACUCCGGGCAUCGCAAACCUCAUCCUCCGGCCAUUUCUCCGCCCUGCAAUCGCGCCUCCGGCUGCCUCUCCUGGACACAAAUUUCGUGAUCCUGCUCACCUUGUCCUCGCAGCUCGUGAUCAGUCUUUUGCUUUCGACGAUGCCAAGCAUGUGAUUGUUCGCAAGUGCGUUGUCACCAAGGGACCAGUCGCACACAGGCUUGAAGGGGACGAGCUGUUCUGGACCUCUUCGUCAGGCUUCCAAGCAUGCAGCAGAUGUGAGAGCCAACGAGUGCUGGCGGCAAAGAUAACAGGCGAAGUCAUUUCGCAUAGUCUGCGCACGUUGGACCUCUUUGCCGGUGCUGGGGGACUAACAUUGGGGCUUGGUCUCGCCGGCAACAUCAAGACUAAGUGGGCUGUUGAGAUGGAUGCUGCACGGGCGAGAACCUUGCAAGCGUCGCAUCCGAGGACCGCGGUCUUCACAGCCGAUGCUUCUGAGCUUCUGGCCGUCGUCUGCGAGAAGGCAGAAAGCAACCCUUUAUCCUCCGCACUGCCCUCCGCCUCCACGCUCCCAAAGCGGGGCGAGGUCGAUAUUCUUGUAGCAGGCCCUCCCUGUCAGUCCUUCAGCAAGCUUAAUGCGCACCGCGCUGCCACCGAUGGGCGGAACCUGCUUAUCGCUGUGACGUUGUCUUGGGUGGAAGUGCUGCGUCCGGACUAUGUUGUCGUCGAGAACGUAGGGGGGAUCAUGGACAACGAGACGCUGAAGUUGGGGGCCAUCAACCAAGGUUUUCCAAAGCUCAUAGUCCUUACUUUGCUUCAGCUGGGCUACUCCGUCAGGAUUGCCAACGUGGAAGCGGUGUCUUGCGGCAGCCCUCAAGAGCGAAGGAGGAUGAUCUUCCUCGCCGCCAAAGAAGGCCUGCCUUGUCUGCCCCCCGCCUCGCAUAUUACGCCUUCAGACCGGUUGAGCAGGAGCUCCAGCAUCAGACUCUGGCCUGGGGACGGCGCGCCCUCGCGGCAUUUCACCAUGCCUAAUGGCUUCCUUCGGGGUUGUGCGCCCUUGCCGACUGUCACGGUCAUGGACGCCAUCGACGACCUCCCCGCUUUCGACUGGUCCGACCCUCACCAGGUGUACCCACUCCGAGCUUCACCCCUGGAUCGGGAAAAAGCGGCGCGAGCGGCGCGAGGCAUCCCCGCCCUCGACGCAGUGAGAUUGUCAGGCGUAAGUGGGGAGCACCUGGUGGGAGCCAAGCUUCAGAGGUACGGCACUGAGCCACGUACUCCGUAUCAAGCUUUGAUGCGACGAGGUUGCGCAGAUGCUCGUGUGGUGUCGCAGCAUCAGACGGCUCGGCAUACCUUCGAAAACGUCGAGCGUGUCACCAAUGUGCUGCUGCGCCCGGGGGCAAACCACCGCAGCUGGUCUUCACCGCUGGUGAACAAGCCGCUUUUGACCCCGGAGUGGCUGCUCAGCGCCAAUAGCCUGCGAAGAGAGGAUAGCGGCAAAGCUCGACACAGUUGGGAGCGCUCCGAGCAUUCCUACCAGCGCCUGGAUCCCAAUAAGCCCUUUCCUACGUCGCUGACCAGCGCUUCGCCUGCGAACCGGCAAGGUGCGGUCAUUCACCCCACUCAGACUCGCACGCUCACUCUCCGGGAGUCUGCUCGAGUUCAGGGCUUCCCAGACUGGAUGACCUGGGACUGCUCGAUUGAGGAGGCUCAGAAGCAGGUCGGGAAUGCGGUGCCUGUCCCUUUGGCAAGGAUGCUCGGCAGGGCCAUCAUUGCCAAUGUCGUUGCCGUUGAGGUCAAGAAGAAGGAGCUGAGGGAGAAGUUUCGAGCGAAGAGUGCGGCGAAGGGAAAGGGGAAGAUGAAGGCGGAGGAUAAAGAUGAUGAGGAUGCGGAUGUAGUGAUGGAGGAAGCUUGAUGAACGAUCCCUUCCUCUUCUCAAAACUCUUCGCUCUUGUUCAUAGAUUCUUUUCGACUGUUGUCCUUCUUUGCUCUGGUUCCGAGACUCCCCUUCACCAUCGUGCAUGUCCCACUGUCGCAGGCUCUUCACGAUCCUCAGCGUUAGCCUCAGUAAUGUGUCUCUCUCUGCUUGCUUCUUG
This is a messenger RNA of Microstroma glucosiphilum, 2627 nucleotides long. Its product is annotated as S-adenosyl-L-methionine-dependent methyltransferase. The transcript has a single exon. Gene Ontology annotation, cellular component: nucleus. Lineage: Eukaryota; Fungi; Basidiomycota; Exobasidiomycetes; Microstromatales; Microstromataceae. Bases 200 to 2446 code for a protein of 748 amino acids. Gene Ontology annotation, molecular function: methyltransferase activity. The record is from RefSeq and is a predicted model, not a curated record.